AUGAAGGAGUAUGCAUGGAGCACCAUUGCCUCAACUCUCAACGUAGAUGUAAUUUCAACACAGUCAAGAUGGAAUGUUUUGAGAAACAAAUAUUGUGUUGAACGAAAGAGAGAGAAAACGAUUCCAGCAAGUUCAGGUGCCAGAAAAUCCUGGCAACUGUUCUCUGCAAUGUCCUUUUUGGACAAACAUAUGACUAUGAGGAAAACAGUAGGUAAUAUGAGUGCCACAAGAAGCCAAUCGCCCCAACCACUCACCUCCACAUCAUACUGGACCUCCUUCAAUAUGAUUGUGGAGGAGAAUAGUCAGGAAUCCACGGGAAUGACGGAGCAAAGCACUGCAGAAAUAGAAAACAGCAAUGUGGCAGAGCUAAAUCGAGUUCCUCAGUUGGUUUCCACUUCUAAAAAUGAAACUCCACCAUUAAAGCGCAAGAGAAAGAAGGCUGAGGAAAGUGAAUAA
Molecule: messenger RNA, 456 nt
Organism: Phaedon cochleariae (mustard beetle)
Lineage: Eukaryota; Metazoa; Arthropoda; Insecta; Coleoptera; Chrysomelidae
Source: the annotation of a GenBank genome assembly